UCUAUGGUUUUAAUUAUUUCGUUAAUUUUACAUUUUUAUUUCAAGUUAUUAGUAGGUAAUAUAUUACAUGCUACACAUUUGAAUAUUAUUUUGUGUAACUAUUAUGAGUAAAACUGUGAUUUGAACAAAAAAAAUAAUAUCAUUUAACUUUUAAGAAUGGUUCUGCCCGUUAAUUCCAUGUCAGAUUCAUUAGAUGAUACCAGUGAAGGUGUUGGAUUGGGUUGCUGUUUAGUAUUGUUUACAGAAUGGAAACAAAUUCUUGACUUUAUUGAUGAAUUACCAGAAAUCUAUUCAAAUGAGAGUCAAAGUGAAAAUUCAUAUGAAAAAUUCAAGUAUAUACUUACACAAUACACAGAACAACCUCAUUUAAUUGAUCCAUAUUUGUGUGAAAUACUUGGAAAAAUUUUGUCCAUUGUACGUGAUAAUUCAAAACCAUCACUACUAAAGCAUAAGGCAUUUCGUUAUUUGUUCUUAGUGGUUAGUGUUAGAGGUUAUAAAGUUGUUUUGCAAAAUUUACCACAUGAGGUAUCUGACCUAGAAAAAGUUUUAAAAAUGUUAGAGGAACAAAAUGAAUCUGAUCAUGACUCUUGGGAAACUCGUUAUUGUCUUUUGUUAUGGCUAUCUAUUAUUGUUAUCAUACCAUUUGAUAUGCGUAAACUAGAUGGAACCAUGCACAUAGAGCGUAAAACUACUUUACAAAGAUUAGUUGAUGUGGUCAUGACAUAUUUGAGUUCUGGUGAUGCUUGUAGAGAUAUGGCUACAGUUUUAGCAACUCGCCUAUUUACUCGAUCAGAUGUUAAGGAAUCACAUCUUCCAAUUUUUUUGGAUUGGGUUAAACUGAAAAUAUCAGAUGAAAAAGCAACUCGAUGGGAGAGACUAGGUGCAAUGAGCAGCAUUGCUGCUAUUUUUAAAGCUGCCAGACGAGAAGAUGCUCAAAAAUUUGUAGAAGACAUUUUUGAAUGCCUAAAACUGUCAAAAUGUAAAAGUGAUACUUUGAGAUUAACACGGAAAUAUUAUAUGAAAAUUGUUCAAAGAGCUGGUUUAACAUUACUAAAAGUACGAAUUGCAACAUGGCGUUAUGAUCGUGGUACUAGAUCAUUAGAACAGAAUUUAUUAAGUACAGAACCACGUCAAAUUGAAACCAAAAAUGUUCUAAUUACUGAAGAAGAUGAUGAUGAAAUUCCUCCACUUUUAGAAGACAUUAUUCAAGAAUUAAUAGAAGGAUUGAAAGAUACCGAUAUUAUUGUCAGAUAUUCGGCUGCUAAAGGAGUAGGUCGAAUUACUGGUCGUUUAUCAAAGACAUAUGGUAAUGAAGUAGUAAAUGCUGUGUUAAGUAUGUUAAGUCCUGAAGAAAAUGAUAAUGCAUGGCAUGGAGGAUGUUUAGCACUUGCUGAAUUGGGUCGUCGUGGUUUACUUCUCAGUGAAAAUUUACCUCUUGUUGUACCUGCUGUUAUUAAAGCUUUGGUGUAUGAUGAACCUAAGGGUUAUACAUCAGUUGGAUCACAUAUUAGAGAUGCUGCAUGUUAUGUUUGUUGGUCUUUUGCAAGAGCAUUUAGUACUAAUGACAUUCAGCCAUAUGUCGAAGAAAUCGCUGGUGCAUUAUUAGCAGUUGCUUGUUAUGACAGAGAAUUAACAUGCCGUAGAGCAGCUUCAGCAGCGUUUCAAGAAAAUGUUGGUCGUCAGGGUAAAUUUCCACAUGGAAUUGAUAUUGUGACAGCAGCUGAUUAUUUUUCAGUUGGUAUGCGUAAUAAUGCUUAUUUAGAAGUAAGCAUUUUUAUUGCUCAGUACAAAGAGUACGAUAAACUUUUAAUCAAACAUCUAUUAGAAAAGAAAAUAGUUCAUUGGGACACAUCAAUUCGUGAAUUGGCUGCAAUGGCUUUGGGAAGACUUGUAGAAUUAAAACCAUCAAUAGCUAAAGAAUCAAUUUUCCCAGAAUUACUAUUAUUAACAGAAACAUCAAACAUUAACAAACGACAUGGAGGUGUUAUGGCUAUUGGAGAAGUAUUAAAUGGGAUAUCCAAGACUUUUGAUCCUAAUGUUGAAUUAGGAGAAGAACUGCUAGAGAAAAUAAUUAAUCUUGUUCUUAACUUGAAAAAUCAUGGAAAAUUAAAAGGCAUCAGUAGUGAGUUAGUAAAAAUGGCAUGUUGUCACCUUAUUAAACUCAUAUCUACAAGUAACAUAAUUGUUAAAGACAAACAAAUUAUAGAUGAAUGGAGAUUAUUGCUAGAAGAUUGUUUGUCAAAUGAAAUGUUAGAUUUACGAAAUAAGGCUGCACAAGCCAUUUGUCCUUUAUUUGAAAAAUAUUAUACCCCUGAUUCAUCUGAUACUGGUAUUAUAAUCAAUACAUAUGUACAAAAAUUGUCUUCAAAUCAUAUGAUGGAACGUAUUGGUUAUAGCCUAGCAUUGGGUUCAUUACCUUCUUCAUUUAUGAAUAAUUAUAUCCUAUUGAUAUUGAAAGGUCUCAUAGACUGUACUAAAAUAACUCGAUUAACAAUCAAGUGGGCUGAAUCUCGAAAAGAUGCUGUAAUUGCUAUAACAAAAAUUUGGUCCAAACUGAUCUCUACACCUAGUUAUGUGGAUAACUGUAUAAAACAUUCAAAUGCAAUUUUACAUUGUUUAUUAGACUGUGCUUUAGAGUAUACUAUGGAUCAUCGAGGUGAUGUUGGUGUUUGGGUAAGAGAAGCUGCCAUCAAUAGUUUAGAGGUAGUAGUAUUGAAUCUGACUGAUAUUCAACCUAGCAUACUAGAUGAAAAUACAAUGAAACAAAUUAUGUGUGCUCUAGUAAGACAAGGUGUUGAUCGAAUAGAUAAAAUUCGAGGACUUUCAUGUAUGGUUUUAACAAAGUUAUUGCACAGGAAAGAAAAUAUUGUUCCUAAUAUUGCUCAUCGAAACGAACUUGAAAAAUUGUUUAGAAAAAAAGAUUCAUUUAAUUGGUUCACAGAAUCUGACUCUUUUUCUGUAAUGGUGAAAUUUUUAAGUAUGCCUGAAUACAAGUACCCUGUUUUGGUUGGUCUAUUAGUUUGUAUUGGAGGUGUUUCAGAAAGUCUAGUGAAAGAAGCUUGUCAUAAUUUCUCUGAGCACAUGAAAUCUAUUACUGAUGAUGAAUUUGAAAAUUUAUGCAAUGACAUUAUUGCUGUAUGGGGUGGUAAAGUAGCUGAAGUUGAUGCUGAUGAACGAAUUCAUCAGUGUAUAUUAAUGUCUAUUGAACGACUGGCUACAGCUGGAGCAUUUAAAGAUCAAUUUGAACGUAAUGAGUCUGAAUUUGCCGCUAAUAUAUUAACACUUGUAAAAAAAGAAGCGGUUUCUUCUAAAGGAGGCUCUACCAAAUUGACAUCAUGCGUUGAAUUGCUUUGUCAUAUAGUACAGGUUCCUGGACAAGUUGGAAUACGUUCAAUGACUCAACUAUCAAUAUUUUUAGCACAUAGAUUUGCUUGGUUACGAAAAGUGGUUGCAGCUCGGCUAGUAGAAGUUUUAAUUGUGUAUUCAGAUAGGUUUGGUGUAUCAGAUGAAAAUAUAAACAAAGUCGUUGAAUUACUUGAAGAAUUUGAUUGGCAAGACUCUAGUGUAGAAAAAGUAAGAGCAGAACGUAACAAAAUUUGUGGUCUUCUUAAUGUACCCAUUCCAAAGGUUGUUGUAAAAACUAAUAAUUUGCACUGAUAGUUCUAUAAAUGUAUUUAUUUUUUUUUAUUAUUUAUACUAACUAAAUUAA
This is a messenger RNA of Melanaphis sacchari, 3709 nucleotides long. It is a transcript of the gene TBCD, whose product is annotated as tubulin-specific chaperone D. NCBI's taxonomy places the organism in Eukaryota, Metazoa, Arthropoda, Insecta, Hemiptera, Aphididae. The transcript has 16 exons. Gene Ontology annotation, biological process: post-chaperonin tubulin folding pathway; bicellular tight junction assembly; microtubule cytoskeleton organization. Gene Ontology annotation, molecular function: GTPase activator activity; beta-tubulin binding. The record is from RefSeq and is a predicted model, not a curated record. Gene Ontology annotation, cellular component: lateral plasma membrane. The coding region runs from base 157 to 3657 and encodes 1166 amino acids.